This is a messenger RNA of Esox lucius (northern pike), 2830 nucleotides long. RefSeq names its product transmembrane serine protease 13b (gene tmprss13b). The transcript is spliced from 13 exons. Bases 168 to 1631 code for a protein of 487 amino acids. Gene Ontology annotation, cellular component: membrane. The record is from RefSeq and is a predicted model, not a curated record. Gene Ontology annotation, biological process: proteolysis. Gene Ontology annotation, molecular function: serine-type endopeptidase activity; protein binding. Lineage: Eukaryota; Metazoa; Chordata; Actinopteri; Esociformes; Esocidae.
CUGAAGCACAGGGAUCGGCCAGAGUGGACGGAGCUAUAGGAUCUCUCCCGUAAAAGCAGCACAGACACCAGUGAGACCACCAGACUCCACAGGGCCUCAGUGACUGAAGGCCUCCAUACGCACACGCACACGCACACACACAUGCACAUGCACGCACACACACAUUGAUGGAAAAUGACCAGAGUGACCGUCCCCCCCCAUACUACUCAGUAGCAGUGCCCACCCAGCCGCCUCCUCAGUAUGGAGAGGUUGUUGGGGCCAGAGGCUGGGGUGACCCUCUCUCUCAGCCUUACUACAUCCCCCAGCCUAUGCCACCUAUCAACGUCGUUGAAGUCUCCCAUAGUACCCCCCCUCGCCGUAAAAACAGACCAUCAUGUGGGAACAGUGCCUGCUGUAAAGGAGGAUCAGGAGGAGCCUUCCUAUUGAUGGUCCUACUAGGAAUCUCCAUCUGGCUGGGAGUGCGUUAUGGCCCGACCCUGGUGGCCGGCUACCUGAGUGGCAGUGAAACCUAUCGGCCCAGCGAUUUGGAAAAAGAUAGUUGCCCUUCCAACACUGUGGAGUGUGAUGGCUUCCAGGACUGCAGGCUGGGCAGUGAUGAGACCAACUGUGUACGGUUCGGGAUGAAUUGGGCUCUCCAGGUGAAGACAAACAGCAGUGGUAGUUUCCUGCCUGUGUGUUACAGUGGCUGGAAUGUGGCCCAGGCUAAGGAGGCCUGUACACAGCUAGGCUUCAGAGCGAGUUAUAGCACUAGCAAAGUAAAAGAUGGGUCUCUUAACACUCUCACUGUCACUGGGAAGACCUCCAAAACCAUCCAGGGGAGGUUGUCAUUACAUAGCUCAUCCUGUCCUGACAAGGAUGCUGUCAACCUGCAGUGUAUCCACUGUGGCCAGCAGCAGUCGUCUAGAAUCAUAGGGGGCUCUGUGGUGAAUCCGGGCGACUGGCCUUGGCAGGUCAGCCUCCACUUUCUGAGGUCUCACAUUUGCGGGGGAACUCUAGUGGCUCCUGACUUUGUGGUGACAGCGGCCCACUGCUUCCCCAGUAAGGACUCCUCGUACCUGGUGCCCAGUAACUGGAGAGUGUAUGUGGGCAUGGUGUCUCAGAUAAAUCUGCCCAGCCCUGCGAUGGUGGAUAAGAUAAUUGUCCAUGAGAGCUAUGAUGGCAACACCAAAAACUAUGACAUCACCCUGCUCAAACUCACCCAGCGUGUAGAAUUCUCCAAAAGUGUCCAGCCUGUGUGUUUGCCUGCUUAUGAUAAGACUUUCCCUCCUGGAACAAGAUGUUGGACCUCUGGAUUUGGAACAACAAAGGAGGGAGCAGCUGGUGGCUCCACAAGUCUAAUGGCAGUGUCUGUGGAUAUCAUUGACUCCCUCGUCUGUAACAAAAAAACAGUGUACAACGGCCAGGUGACUGUAAACAUGUUGUGUGCUGGAAAGUUGACGGGAGGCAAAGACUCCUGCCAGGGGGACAGUGGUGGUCCACUGAUGUGUAUGGACUCAGAUCAGCUCUGGUACCUGACGGGGGUGACCAGCUGGGGUGUAGGCUGUGGCAGGAGGAACAGUCCAGGGGUCUAUAGUAAUGUGAGCAGCCUGUUGCCCUGGAUCUACAGUAAAAUGCAGCAGUCAAGACCAUGACAGGACUGUCCGUCAUCUGGGAGAGUCAGUGAGACUGAGACUAGUGGAACCGCGCUACACAGUCAGGAAACAGAGGGUCUUCACUUAAUGUGCCUUUAAGCCUGAGGUUUUGUAGUUUUUGUAUGUAUUUAUUGUCAUCUGUACCUCUCAAAGCUCUUUGUUAUGUGUGAAAUAUGCUGCCAUUGCAUUUAUAAUGUUACCAUGUAAUCUAGAGAAAAUUCUUACAUGUUUGGUCAUCGAUUGACUGCCACACUUGAGUAGUAUGUAUAUUUGUGCAAUAUUCAAUGAGGAAUGUAUUUUACUGACAAAGCAACCUCAUAAUCAACAUUUCUUAGGAUAUAUUCCAGGUUCAUAGGAAUAUGUCUAAAGCUGCUGUCAACUACACAUCGUGUAUCAUGGCCAAUGGGAAAUAUUUGUUUAAUUCCUUGCUAUUUCAAUUUUUUACUUUUCACACAAAAUGAUCACUUUGGCUUCACCAUGUCCAUCCCUAUGUGUCAAUUGAAAUCAAGAUGAUUUUGAGUCUAAAUGUAUUACUUCACAAUCAAAAUUCUCUAAAUGCAGGACAUUUAGCAUGCAAGUCCUCAAAGAUUAUUAUGAUUUUUCUUCUGAUCAUCAUAGUUGAGUAGAGCGCCUGGCUGUAAUUGUAUUGACUAUAGUGGAGGGUAUGGAUUAUCCACUGACCUUAGUGCAUGACUGAGGUUAAGAUGAAUGGAUGCUGACAGUGGAUGACGGUAUGCCUGUGAAUAAGUCAUCCGUUAACCCUUCAACAAAUCUCAAUGACUAACCAGAGUAGGGCUCCUGCUUGGACACACACAUGGAAUUUGGCCCUUCAAAGUCACUGUGGGCCUAAACAUUCAGCUUGCAGAGUUUGACUGUGUAUUAUGUACUGACAGUAUUAGACGUCAAACACCUGGUACUGACUCAUGGCCACUCCUGUCUGUCACAUCUUAAUCUGAGCCUGGAAGAAAGUGUUUUCCCCUCAGAACUCAAGAAGUCAUUCCACCAUCCAAGAACGGUCCUCUUCACUGUCAGCUUGCCGGCUCUUAAUAAAAAUAAAGCUGUAGGCUGCUUUUAGAUUUCAGUGCAACCUUUAAAAAAAUAAAUCAAACAUCUUCACAAAUCAAAUAGUACUGUUUAAUUGAAAAUGAUUUACAUUUGUGGAUACACUUUUCUGUAUGCAUGUACGAUAUAUAUAUAUA